AUGUUAAAGUUGUUGAAUGUGUCGACCGCUGAAUGGAAUGGACUUCGUCUGAGGACGGGUUGCUGUAAAUACGUCUCCCACCUGCUACAAAUACGUCUCCCACCUACUACAAAUACGUCUUCCACCUACUACAAAUACGUCUUCCACCUACUACAAAUACGUCUUCCACCUACUACAAAUACGUCUUCCACCUACUACAAAUACGUCUCCCACCUACUACAAAUACGUCUCCCACCUACUACAAAUACGUCUCCCACCUACUACAAAUACGUCUCCCACCUGCCACAAAUACGUCUCCCACCUGCCACAAAUACGUCUUCCACCUACCACAAAUACGUCUUCCACCUACUACAAAUACGUCUCCCACCUGCUACAAAUACGUCUCCCACCUGCCACAAAUACGUCUCCCACCUGCCACAAAUACGUCUCCCACCUGCCACAAAUACGUCUCCCACCUACCACAAAUACGUCUUCCACCUGCCACAAAUACGUCUCCCACCUGCUACAAAUACGUCUCCCACCUGCUACAAAUACGUCUCCCACCUGCCACAAAUACGUCUCCCACCUGCCACAAAUACGUCUCCCACCUGCCACAAAUACGUCUCCCACCUGCCACAAAUACGUCUCCCACCUGCCACAAAUACGUCUCCCACCUGCCACAAAUACGUCUCCCACCUGCCACAAAUACGUCUCCCACCUGCCACAAAUACGUCUCCCACCUACUACAAAUACGUCUCCCACCUACUACAAAUACGUCUCCCACCUACUACAAAUACGUCUCCCACCUACUACAAAUACGUCUCCCACCUACUACAAAUACGUCUCCCACCUACUACAAAUACGUCUCCCACCUACUACAAAUACGUCUCCCACCUACUACAAAUACGUCUCCCACCUACUACAAAUACGUCUCCCACCUACUACAAAUACGUCUCCCACCUACUACAAAUACGUCUCCCACCUACUACAAAUACGUCUCCCACCUGCUACAAAUACGUCUCCCACCUACUACAAAUACGUCUCCCACCUACUACAAAUACGUCUCCCACCUGCUACAAAUACGUCUCCCACCUGCUACAAAUACGUCUCCCACCUACUACAAAUACGUCUCCCACCUACCACAAAUACGUCUCCCACCUGCUAUAA
Molecule: messenger RNA, 1146 nt
Organism: Procambarus clarkii (red swamp crayfish)
Lineage: Eukaryota; Metazoa; Arthropoda; Malacostraca; Decapoda; Cambaridae
Source: RefSeq, a predicted model, not a curated record